Budorcas taxicolor (takin) is the source of this 996-nucleotide messenger RNA. Its product is annotated as keratin-associated protein 9-2-like. The coding region runs from base 1 to 996 and encodes 331 amino acids. NCBI's taxonomy places the organism in Eukaryota, Metazoa, Chordata, Mammalia, Artiodactyla, Bovidae. Gene Ontology annotation, cellular component: keratin filament. The transcript has 4 exons. The record is from RefSeq and is a predicted model, not a curated record.
AUGACACCCUCGUGCUGCUCCCCGCGCUGUCAGCCCCCCUGCUGCAGGACCACCUGCUGUGAGUCCAGCUGCUGCCAGCCCUGCUGCCCCCCCACGUGCUGUCAAACCACCUGCUGCAGGACCACCUGCUGCAGACCUACCUGUGUGACCAGCUGCUGCCCGCCCACCUGUUGCAGCAAACCCUGCUGUCAGCCCACCUGCUGUGAGUCCAUCUGCUGCCAGCCCUCAUGCCCUCCAACUUGCUAUCAAACUAGUGAAACCACCUGCUGUAGGACCACCUGCCACAAGCCUACUUGUGUGACCACCUGCUGUCAGCCCACCUGCUGUGGGUCCAGCAGCUGUGGACAAACCUUCAGUGGGUCCAGCUGCAGCCAGCCUUGCUGCCAGUCGGUCUGCUGCCAGCCUUGCAGCCGCCCUGUCUGCUGUCAGACCACCUGCUGCCGCCCCAGCUGUGUGUCUACCUGCUGUCAGCCUUCCUGUGGGAAAUCCAGCUGCUGCCAGCCCUGCUGCCCCCCCACGUGCUGUCAAACCACCUGCUGCAGACCUACCUGUGUGACCAGCUGCUGCCCGCCCACCUGUUGCAGCAAACCCUGCUGUCAGCCCACCUGCUGUGAGUCCAUCAGCUGCCAGCCCUCUUGCCCUCCAACUUGCUAUCAAACUAGUGAAACCACCUGCUGUAGGACCACCUGCCACAAGCCUACUUGUGUGACCACCUGCUGUCAGCCCACCUGCUGUGGGUCCAGCAGCUGUGGACAAACCUUCAGUGGGUCCAGCUGCGGCCAACCUUGCUGCCAGUCGGUGUACUGUGCCCCUGUGUACUGCCACAGAAUCUGCUACCACCCCACGUGCUGCUGCCUGCCUGGGUGCCAAGCCCAGGAAUGUGGGUCCAGCUGCUGUCAGCCUUGCAGCCACCCUGUCUGCUGUCAGACCACCUGCUGUCAGACCACCUGCUGCCGCCCCAGCUGUGUGUCCACCUGCUGCCCUUCCUCCUGCUGA